AUGAAUUACAACAUUGGAGAAACUUCAAAUACUGAAAAUAACAUAUUGCCAUCAUCAUCUUCAGAUGAUGAUGACAAUAUGUUAUGGAUGUAUGAUCUAUUUUCAGUGGAAGAAGAUGCAAUGCAUUUUGUUAUUCAAAAUAAUAACAUGAUAUCAGAGUUAACCCUUACUCAUCUGAACAAUCGUUGCUCCCAUGGUGGCUCUAUUCCAGGGCAUGUUGUUAUCAAUCGUAACUGUGAAGAAGCAAAUCGCAAUUUGUGGAAUGAUUAUUUUUAGGAGAAUCCAUGAUACAAUGCUGAAAUGUUUCACCGAAGAUAUCGGAUGUCACGAAGUUUGUUUCUUUGCAUUGUUGAGGCAGUUAAGGACCAUGAUAGUUACUUCCAACAAUGCUGUGAUGGUCUAGGUCGACCUGGGUUAUCUAGUUUACAAAAAAUUACUGUUGUUUUUCGAAUGUUGGCAUAUGGUUUACUUGCUGAUGCUACAGACGAAUAUAUCAAAAUCGGUGAAUCAACUGCAAUUGAAAGCUUCAAAAGAUUUUGUCGAGCCAUCGUAGAAAUUUUCGCUGGGCAAUAUUUUAGAUCACCUAAUGCUAAUGAUAUUGCAAGACUCUUACACAUUGGAGAACAACGUGGCUUUCUAGGAAUGUUAGGAACACAAGGUAUUGCUCAUCCUGCUCAUUACGUUAUUCAAGCAAAUGAGUACCAUAUGGGAUAUUAUUUAGCUGAUAACAUAUGUCCAAAAUGGUCUACUAUUGUACAAACUAUUCAUCAACCACGAACUCCGAAGAAAAAAUAUUUUUCAAUGAGACAAGAAGCAUGCAGAAAAGACGUCGAGAGGGCAUUUGGUGUUCUACAAUCUCGUUUUGCAAUUGUGGCAGGACCAGCACGAUUUUGGAGGAAAAUUAUCUUAAACGACAUAAUGACUGUAUGCAUUAUUAUGCACAACAUGAUAGUCGAGGAUGAACAAGAUCUCAAUGCACCAAUCGUGGAUGUAAGUGAAGUGCCAACCCCAGUAGUUGAAUUGGUACAAGAUGAAGAUGCUCGAUUUGAACAAUUUCUUGAUCGUUAUAGGCAAAUUAAGGACAAAGACGCUCAUAUUGCACUUUGCAAUGCAUUGAUUGAACAUUUGUGGUUGCGCUAUGCAAAUAACGAAGAUAAUUAA
Messenger RNA from Dioscorea cayenensis subsp. rotundata (Guinea yam), 1161 nucleotides. RefSeq lists its product as uncharacterized. NCBI's taxonomy places the organism in Eukaryota, Viridiplantae, Streptophyta, Magnoliopsida, Dioscoreales, Dioscoreaceae. The transcript has 2 exons. The record is from RefSeq and is a predicted model, not a curated record.